UUAUCUGCGCUCAGCUUGAGUUAUUAAAGGCAGAAGCACAAAACUGUCAGUCCAGUCAGGGAAACCCUGAACAAACAGGGAGAUUCGCGGGUGAGCAAAGCUCCUAUUGCACAGGGACACCACUAAACUAAAAGAACAGCGCCUCUACAAACAUGACAACCACCAACGGGGCCAUAGAGAAUGGGCAACCGGAUAAAAAGCCCCCAUUGCUCCCCCGACCAAUUUCUAACCUGGAGAUCCAGCACCUACAGAUAUUUAUUAAUAACGAGUGGCACAAGUCAGUAAGUGGCAGGACUUUCGCCGUGUUUAACCCAGCCACGGGUAAGAAGAUAUGUGAAGUGGAGGAAGCAGAUAAGGCCGAUGUUGACAAGGCUGUUGAAGCUGCCCGUGCUGCAUUUCAGAGGGGCUCUGCAUGGAGAAGGUUGGAUGCCAAUGGCCGAGGGAGACUGCUGCACAAACUGGGAGACCUUUUGGAAAGGGAUAGAGUUCUGUUGGCUACUCUGGAAUCCAUGGACACUGGGAAACCCUUCCUGCAUGCCUUUCUUAUAGACUUGGAGGGCUGCAUACGGACCCUGCGUUACUUUGCUGGCUGGACUGACAAAAUACAGGGCAAGACAAUUCCUGUAGAUGACAGCUUUCUGUGCUUCACUGUACAUGAACCCAUUGGAGUAUGUGGGGCCAUUACACCUUGGAACUUUCCUCUGCUCAUGCUUAUCUGGAAGAUGGGCCCUGCUUUGUGCUGUGGCAACACUUUAGUCAUUAAGCCAGCAGAACAGACUCCCCUCACUUCUCUCCACAUCGGAUCAUUAAUCAAAGAGGCUGGCUUCCCUCCUGGAGUAGUCAAUAUAGUGCCAGGAUAUGGACCCACAGCUGGAUCUGCCAUCUCCCACCACCCUGACAUUGAUAAAAUUGCAUUCACUGGAUCCACAGAGGUUGGAAAACUGAUUAAGGAAGCCGCUUCUAGAAGUAAUCUGAAACGUGUCACUUUGGAGCUCGGAGGGAAAAAUCCCUGCAUCGUGUUUGCAGACUCUGACUUAGAGCUGGCUGUAGAAUGUGCUCAUCAAGGAGUCUUCUUCAACCAAGGUCAGUGCUGCACAGCCGCUUCACGUGUCUUUGUGGAAGAGUCCAUUUACCCAGAGUUUGUGAGACGCAGUAUAGAACAUGCCAAGAGGCGCUUUGUAGGGGACCCUUUUGACCCCAGAACUGAACAAGGACCACAGAUUGAUCAGGACCAGUUUGAUAAGAUUUUGGAACUGAUACAGAGUGGUAAGGAGGAAGGAGCUAAGCUGGAAUGUGGGGGCUCAGCUGUCGGGGAGAGAGGAUUUUUCAUUAAACCCACAGUAUUUUCUGAAGUCACUGAUGACAUGAGGAUAGCAAAAGAGGAGAUUUUUGGGCCAGUUCAAUCGAUCCUGAAAUUCAGAUGCCUGGAAGAUGUAAUAAAGAGAGCAAAUAGCUUGGAGUAUGGAUUGACAGCUGCUGUGUUUACCAGGAGUCUGGAUAAAGCACUGACUGUUGCCUCAGCCCUGCAGUCUGGCACAGUAUGGGUCAACUGUUACAAUGCUCUGCACACACAGACUCCAUUUGGAGGAUUCAAGAUGUCUGGAAAUGGAAGGGAACUGGGGGAGUAUGCUCUGGCAGAAUACACAGAGGUUAAAACAAUCACUAUUAAAUUAUCACAGAAGAACCACUGAAAAGAAAGCAGCAACCGGAACACAAAAUGGAUGAGGACUGAAAAGGAAUGCCAGUAAUCCUAUCAGAAUACAGCUAGAGAUUUGUGACAAAAGGAAUUCCAUGUGUUUGUGUCAGAGAAAAGUUUUCAAUUGCCUACAUUAGGAGUAGUUAAAUUCAGCAUUUACCUUUCUUGUUAGCAAAACCUUCAGUGAACCGUUUCCACUACCUAACCCUAGUUCCUGCUGUUAUUGUUUUCAGCCAUGUUUGCCUUUGUCAUAGAGCAAGUGCAGCGCUUCACACUGAAUACUGUGCAUGGACAGGACAUGCACAAUUGCCCAUGACUCAGGUCUGGACUGGGAGUCAAAAUAGGUCCUGGCAUUUUAAGUACAUUUUACCCCAAACAGCCCCCCACCAGCCCAAUAAAUAGUGACAGUCUGUGGUAUGUUACAGCAGCCCCUCUGGCAUUUGCCAGAAUCUACAUAUUGCCAGUCUGAGCUUGCUGUGAGUGCAGGUUGUGUUGAAGGCCUGUCUCAGCACUCACCUGGGAAAGCCCACUGGGACCAGUAGUGUUCAAGAAUCUCUGUCUUCUGAAUGCAGAAACGACAAUAACAUCUCUUAUGUAAAGAUCUUUGAACAAAUAUUUAAACAAAUGUUUUUGUUAAUUAUACAAAGAAAAAUGGUCCGUGUGGACAUUUUAAGGGCUGCUGUAAAGGCAUAAUUUUCUAUGUGCACGGGGAAUUCCUGCUCAGUGUAAAUCCAUUUGUAGUUAGGGGUAGGAAUAGAAAAGAUUACUUCAGUCAGCAUCAUUAGGGCAAUGUCAUAUGGGGGAAUUUCAAAGGUGUUUUGAGAAAUCCAGCUUUUUGGGCAGAUGGCAAAAUGCUCACUAUUGCCCCCCACAGGCAGGUGAUAAUGACUUCACAUUGUUGUUGCCCUUGCAGGCAAAAUGCUGCGGGAGAGCUAUGUGUUGAAGAUAGUUUCUGUGUAAACAUCACUGGUACAACACUGGUAUACAUACAUACAUACAUACAUACAUAAUCAGGCAAUGUAGAGCACUGGGCCUAUAAUGGGAUGGCAUGUAGGGCUCAUGCAGUGCCACAAUGCUGUUCUCAGACAAUAGAUUAUUACACUCACCCAAAUAAUACCUGAAUGAACCCAGAUUACAUAUCAGUUUCGGUAAGUAAUGGUUUAUAGCCAGACAAAAAGAUGCCAGUUCAGUCAAAAGUAGCCAAUUCUUGAGCAAAUGCCUGCUUAAAUAUGGGCGCCUUAUGGAAAUCUAGCUCUGGUCAUAGAUAUACAUGUGAAUGGGUCUUUGGUAAGCCAUAUGUGUCUGGGCAAGUAGCUAAAUGGUGCUGCCGUAGCUUUGGGUCACUCUGGAGAUUUAGACUGCUGCCACAUCAAUCCUACAACAUCGGCUGCAAACGUUGUUCACUCUUCAUCUCCCAAGAGAUAGAGUAUCUUUCUGCUAACAGACACAGACAUGCAUCUGACAAAGUGUAUUUGUUGUAGCUUUUUGAGGUCUAUUAAAAGGCAAAGUCUUGUGUAAAUUGAAGGGGUUUGAUGUGGGCUCCCUGUAUCAGCAACACAAUUCUAUCAAUGAUAGAUGAUGAUGAGAAUCAGAACAGGGGAGGUAUCAAAUUGUAGACAGGAGAGGUAAGAGUAAAAAUGGUUGAAUAAAAAACAUGUAAUGAUAUUCAGUGUAAUAGUAAUGUCUUAUAUUUAGAUGUGUAAGAGAAUCUCAUAUAUCAUGUACUGUGUGUAAUGCAGGGAGUAGGUCUAGAUCAUAUUCCCCAGUUUCAAAAAUCAGGAACAAAGAAUAGAAUAAAAGAGCUGCUGAGCAUUAUCAAUCCUUUUGCAUCUUAAUUGAUCUCAUUCCUUGUUUAGCUCUCCCACAUCCUGUGCCCUGGUACUUUCAUAGUGAGCAAAGAGUAAAUACAUCAUUUUCAUUACAGCACAUAUUUAUAGAGACCCAUGAGAAAGGCCAGAUUUUUCUUCUCUGCCACUGAUUAUUUUGUGAACUUGAAAUCUGCUUUUUCUGUUUUUGUUUUUCUCAUCUAAGGGGAUUGGGGUGUUUAUAACUGAUUUUCAGCCUCUAAUGUGGUAAAAUGAUGAUGAAACAUAUUACUAACUGGACACAAUUAUUUUAUAUUGUAAUGAACUAGACUUUUUUAUUACCAUUUUUUUAAUGACCCACUAAAGUUAAAAUAUAUAUAAAUAUAUUUAUGGAGUAGAAAGCAGUUAAUCAGACAUUUUCGAUUUUUAUUUUUUUGUAUUUUCGUAGCACAAAGUAUUUUAAUUUGUUUAUAUAUAAAUGCUUAAACCUCAUGUACAUAAUUUAGAAGACAAUCUUUUUUAUAAUAACAAUCGAUAUUUACAGCUUUUAAUAAAAUGUUAAAAAUGCACUGUGA
This is a messenger RNA of Xenopus tropicalis (tropical clawed frog), 4076 nucleotides long. It is a transcript of the gene aldh1a3, whose product is annotated as aldehyde dehydrogenase 1 family member A3. The coding region runs from base 153 to 1691 and encodes 512 amino acids. Gene Ontology annotation, molecular function: oxidoreductase activity; retinal dehydrogenase (NAD+) activity. The record is from RefSeq and is a predicted model, not a curated record. NCBI's taxonomy places the organism in Eukaryota, Metazoa, Chordata, Amphibia, Anura, Pipidae. The transcript is spliced from 13 exons. Gene Ontology annotation, cellular component: cytoplasm.